AUGCAGUUCAUCUACCAAGCUCUGUCCAUCCUGGCAGCCUCUCUUCUCUUCUCGUCCGCCACCGCUCAGUGCAACGUCGGCCAGGCAUGGCCCGAUUCUACUGACUGCCACAACUUCUACGAGUGCGCUUCCGGAGGCACCCCCGUCCUCAAGACCUGUGGCCCCGGUACUGCCUACUGCCCGACGACGGGUGUCUGUGUCUACGAGCAGAACAUCGCCAGUUGCUUCCACAAGGGUCAUCACUCUGAGUAG
This is a messenger RNA of Aspergillus thermomutatus, 252 nucleotides long. Its product is annotated as carbohydrate-binding module family 14 protein. Gene Ontology annotation, molecular function: chitin binding. The transcript has a single exon. NCBI's taxonomy places the organism in Eukaryota, Fungi, Ascomycota, Eurotiomycetes, Eurotiales, Aspergillaceae. The record is from RefSeq and is a predicted model, not a curated record. Gene Ontology annotation, cellular component: extracellular region. The coding region runs from base 1 to 252 and encodes 83 amino acids.